Angiostrongylus costaricensis is the source of this 1098-nucleotide messenger RNA. Lineage: Eukaryota; Metazoa; Nematoda; Chromadorea; Rhabditida; Metastrongylidae. The record is from the annotation of a GenBank genome assembly.
AUGUGCGAUUCUGUUUUUUCCCCAUUUAAGGUUACCUUGGAUAAUAUUCAACUUACUUUCAAGGAAUUGUAUAUGAGUAGAGCCGACAUGUGGCGGUAUCGCUCAAAGUUAAUAAACACAUGUGCCUAUCUUGACAAGCAGCUUCGACACUUCAACAUUAGCACAAAAAUUUCCGAUAUUUGGCAAAAAGGGAACGUCGUUCGUAGCGGUUUCGUCUCUUCAGAUACACGGGUCGUAUUCCGUUCCAGUAGCAGUUCGGUUCUGAUAUACAUUCAAAUGAGCUCAGAAAUGUGGCAACUCGACCCUCAAGGCGACUUGUACUUUGAGAAGUGUGUGAAGGGCUUUAUGUCGGAGCUGUUCUCAAAGUGGUACACGAAUUCGACUGCUCAUUAUGUGUCUAUCAUCUUAUGUUCACGAUUUUACCUACUAGGAGAUAUUGGGAAAGAUGUGGAGGAGCAGCUGGGGACAUCCCGCGAUUAUCGAGGGCGAUACUAUCAAGACUUUUACCGUCUACUAGUGCAAAAUGAGCAUUAUGAAGAUUGGACUCAUAUUCUGUCGACGAUAAAGUCGUCGUUCAACAAGUAUCAGGAUACCAUUCAGGAAGUGCUAGCAACAAACUAUCCGAGCCUAAAAGGGCGAUGGGAGAUUUCAACAGCUGCAGAUGGUAACUUUUUACAAGUGUUGAACAUGAGCAUGAAUUCCUUCAGUGUUUACCAUACUGACAGAAGAUUUGAGACAACGGGACAACAGAUUAUAUUUGUGACUCCUGGUGGUGGUGUUCUGAAUGUUGAUCGUGAGAUGGUAAAUAUGACUAAGCAACGUAUUAUUGAUAUGGGUAUAUCUCUUGAUAUGGUCUGCUUAGGAGAGCAGCCUUUACACGCUGUGCCUUUGUUCGUAUUCCAUAAUCGAUGGGCAUCCAGUCAACCCUUUGAGGACUACUUUAUACCUCACUGGAUGAAUUAUUCAUACUAUCGAAUGAGCAAACGCAGUGCGAUAUCAAUUAAUUUUCGACCGCGUAUUAAUUUGCCAAAUGUCAUUUUGGUUAGUGUAGUUGUUGGAUGUUCUGUUGCUACGUAUUUACUAAACUGUAGUAUGUAA